GUGUCCCAUCAACAUGUUCUGGAAGUUUGAUUUGAACACAACAUCGCAUGUGGACAAGCUGCUGGACAAAGAAGAUGUGACACUUCACGAGCUCAUGGACGAAGAUGACAUCUUACAGGAGUGCAAGGCCCAGAACCGCAAGCUGCUGGACUUCCUCUGCCAGCAGCACUGCAUGGAGGAGCUGGUCAACCUCAUCACCCAUGAGCCCCCCGUGGACAUGGAGGAGAAGAUCCGCUUCAAGUACCCAAACACAGCCUGCGAACUGCUGACCUCGGACGUGCCGCAGAUCAACGACAAGCUGGGAGGGGAUGAAACUCUGCUCAACAUCCUCUACGACUUCUUGGAUCACGAGCCUCCUCUGAACCCUUUGCUUGCCAGUUUCUUCAGUAAGACUAUUGGGAAUCUCAUUGCAAGAAAAACAGAACAGGUGAUUGCAUUUUUAAGGAAAAAAGACAAAUUCAUUAGCCUGGUGCUAAAGCACAUAGAUACAUCAGCCAUGAUGGACCUGCUGCUGCGCCUCAUCAGCUGCGUGGAGCCCGCGAGCCUGCGGCAGGAAGUGCUCAAUUGGCUUAAUGAAGCAAAAAUCAUUCAGAGACUUGUGGAAUUGAUCCAUUCAAGCCAGGAUGAGGACAGGCAAUCAAAUGCUUCUCAGACCCUGUGUGAUAUCAUAAGAUUGAGCAGAGACCAGAGCAAUCAACUCCAGGACAUACCUGAGCCUGAUCCACUUCUCACAGCACUGGAAUCGCAGGAAUGUGUGGAGCAACUCCUGAAGAAUAUGUUUGAUGGAGAACAGACUGAAAACUGCAUAGUGAAUGGCACACAAGUUCUUCUGACGUUGCUGGAAACAAGGCGCUCUGGAGUGGAAGGACUGAUGGACUCAUACACUCAGGGAUUUGAAAGGUCUUACACUGUCAAUAGCAGCAUCUUACAUGGUAUUGAACCACGGCUGAAGGAUUUCCACCAGCUGCUGCUCAAUCCUCCCAAGAAAGCAGCAAUCCUGACCACAAUUGGAGUCCUGGAAGAGCCACUGGGGAAUGCUCGUCUUCAUGGAUCUCGUCUAAUAGCUGCUCUGCUUCACACAAACACUCCCAGUAUUAAUCAGGAACUAUGCAGACUCAGUACCAUGAAUUUAUUACUUGACUUAUUUUUUAAAUACACAUGGAAUAACUUUUUGCAUUUCCAAGUGGAAUUGUCCAUAGCAGCUAUUCUCUCCCAUUCUGCCCAAGAGGGAAAAACUACUACUACUAAUGACCUAGAAAGCAAAGAAGAGGUGCUGAAUGGAAACGUGGCCACAGAGAACAUAGAGACUCCAGAAAACAAUACAGAGAAUAUCAUGGUCACUCAUCUGUUCCAGAAAUGCUGCCUUGUGCAAAGGAUAUUGGAUGCCUGGGAGGCCAAUGACAAAAUACAGGCAGAAGGUGGGAUGAGGAGAGGCAACAUGGGCCACCUCACCCGGAUAGCCAACGCCGUGGUGCAGAACAUGGAGAAGGGCCCCAUGCAGACUCAGAUCAGUGAGUUCAUUAAAGAGUUACCUGAGGAUUGCAGAGGGAGAUGGGAGAGCUUUGUAGAAGAGACACUGACGGAAACCAACAGGAGGAAUACAGUGGAUUUGGUGAGCACUCACCAUCUGCACUCCUCCAGCGAGGAUGAAGACAUUGAGAGUGCUUUUCCCAAUGAACUUUCUCUCCAACAGGCCUUCUCCGAGUACCAGAUCCAGCAGAUGACAGCAAACUUUGUGGAUCAGUUCGGCUUCAACGAUGAGGAGUUUGCAGACCAGGAUGAUAAUAUCAAUGCUCCCUUUGACAGGAUCGCAGAGAUAAACUUCAACAUCGAUGCAGACGACGACAGUCCCAAUGCUUCCCUCUUCGAAGCCUGCUGCAAUGAGAGGAUCCAACAAUUUGAUGACAACGAGGAGGAAGAAGAUAUCUGGGAAGAGAAGGAAAUAACCUAUGCAACCCAAGUGAAAUCAAGAACACGAUUUGGAGCAUCUCAGACCUCAGAGAGUUCCUCAAAAAGUGAUCUUGAGAAUGGGGAUCACGACGGCAGCGUGGACUCUGAAGAGGAGGAAACGGAACAGCAGCUGCCUCCUUCCCAAGCAAACAGCAACAAGAAUAAUACUUCUGAGCAGAAAGACUCUGACUCCUCUGAAGGGUCUGGCUGGACAGCGGUGUUCGAGCCCGUCAACUCGAAGCCCCCCACGCCCUGUGUUGCCAUGGAUGUUGGAUCCAGCGUGUGGGAUUCAGCAGCCCCGGAGAACACCACGCCAGAGGAGAAAGGAUGGGCUAAGUUUACAGACUUCCAGCCCUUCUGCUGCUCAGAAUCGGGUCCACGAUGCAGCUCUCCUGUUGACACAGAAAGCAACGAUUCAGAAGGGAACCUGAAGCAGAGUCAAGACAAAAACUUCAGCACUGCCUCCCCCUGUGUUUGGAACGUCUGUGUCACGAGGAAAGCGCCGCUGGUGGCCUCAGACAGCAGCUCCUCCGGGGGCUCCGACAGCGAGGAGGAGGAGGACAAAGCUGACACCAUCACAGAAACCAUCAGCACGGGCUCAGGCCAGGAGACCAUCAAGCUGACCAUGGAUGCGAAGAACGAGAAGGCUGUUUUCACCAGAGUAUUUAGACCUGCAGUUGGAGGUGAUGCAGAGUGCAUGGUUAUCGACUCGCUGGCCAUCACCGACAUCGGCACGACAAAAGCACCCAAACCCCGGAACAGCGUGGCCCAGCACGUGGAGGAGCACCAGAACACAGCUGCCAUGGUCACAGAAACAGCCACAAAAGACAGGAAAGAAGAAGUCUUGCCCUGUGCUGAAGCCACAUUAAAUGGCCCUGCUUGA
Messenger RNA from Nestor notabilis (Kea), 2833 nucleotides. It is a transcript of the gene PPP6R2, whose product is annotated as protein phosphatase 6, regulatory subunit 2. The transcript is spliced from 23 exons. The record is from RefSeq and is a predicted model, not a curated record. Bases 14 to 2833 code for a protein of 939 amino acids. Gene Ontology annotation, cellular component: cytosol; nucleus. NCBI's taxonomy places the organism in Eukaryota, Metazoa, Chordata, Aves, Psittaciformes, Psittacidae. Gene Ontology annotation, molecular function: protein phosphatase regulator activity; protein phosphatase binding.